CGGGACCGAUGUAGUUCAUGCUGUCCGGCUUCCCCGGUAACCAGCGCGUUCUUUUGGAUUUGUCCAGUACAAGUAGCCGCAACUUCUCUGUUCCAGUCGCGAAUGACGUGCACCUGUGACACGGCCUUGAAGAAGUAGGCGGCCUCGUCGACAUUGAACACAUUGUUAAUCUUCGCCCGUAUUCUUGCUGCCCUCCUUCAUUGCUACUAACACGUCCACUGCGUGGAUGUCUCUGUGGACCCGGCACACGCGGUAGCCGUGCCAAGCGAAAACCAACUGCCUCUGGUAAGUCGUGGCAGCUUAGAAGUUGGUAUGCCGAGUUCCGCAGCGGAAAUUCUAGCAGACGGAACAGUGAUUAAGAGCUGACUGACCUUUGAGCAAAGAUAUAGUCUCCAAAAUGCUGCGCUCGAGCAGCCUCAUGACAGAUGAGCGCAUGCGCCGAACGUCGGGUAGUCAACGGCGAUGUUGCGCAGCUUCUUCUCUUCCUGGAAAAAUGUGCUUGCGGCGCUCUUACCGGGUAUCA
Phytophthora nicotianae INRA-310 is the source of this 523-nucleotide messenger RNA. RefSeq lists its product as hypothetical. The coding region runs from base 18 to 119 and encodes 33 amino acids. The transcript has a single exon. Lineage: Eukaryota; Oomycota; Peronosporomycetes; Peronosporales; Peronosporaceae. The record is from RefSeq and is a predicted model, not a curated record.